Messenger RNA from Truncatella angustata, 1051 nucleotides. RefSeq lists its product as uncharacterized. The coding region runs from base 80 to 973 and encodes 297 amino acids. The transcript is spliced from 4 exons. Gene Ontology annotation, biological process: triglyceride catabolic process; phosphatidic acid biosynthetic process. NCBI's taxonomy places the organism in Eukaryota, Fungi, Ascomycota, Sordariomycetes, Amphisphaeriales, Sporocadaceae. The record is from RefSeq and is a predicted model, not a curated record. Gene Ontology annotation, cellular component: endoplasmic reticulum; lipid droplet. Gene Ontology annotation, molecular function: acylglycerone-phosphate reductase (NADP+) activity; triacylglycerol lipase activity.
ACCUUGAAGUCUCUAGUUUUUUUGCUCUCAUAACAACGACCAAUCAAGUCUGCUACAUUCUCACGAUAUCCUGCUCGCAAUGCCUUUAUUACACAACCAGAAAUCCGUGCUAAUCACGGGAUGUACGCCUGGCGGGAUUGGCCAUGCACUAGCUCUGGAGUUUCAAAAACAAGGCUACUAUGUGUUUGCGACAGCGAGGGACCCAGCUGUGAUAGCUGAUUUGGCCGGUCCAUGGUUGAGCGUAUUGCAGCUUGACGUGACUGAUAGCGGAAGCAUCGCGGCAUGUCAUUCGGAAGUCGAAAGAAUCGGAGGCGGUCGAUUAGACAUACUCGUGAACAAUGCUGGCCGUACACAUACUCACCCAGCUCUUGACAUCUCCAUCCCAGAUGUCCGAGAAACGUUCGAGACAAAUGUCAUAGGAGUCAUGGCGAUGGUGGCUGCAUUUGGUGGACUCCUGAUCAAAGCGGAAGGGCUGAUCAUCAACAUUGCAUCGUUGGCAGCGGUCACGCCUUACGUCUUCGGCAGUGUGUUUGGUGCGACGAAGGGUGCCAUCAUGAGCUAUAGUCGGAUCUUACGGCAGGAAAUGCGGCCCUUCAACGUCAGGGUGAUGGUUUUAAUGGCAGGGUUUGUCAAGUCCAGCACAAGAUCAACCCACCGGACGCUACCCGCAAAUUCCUUUUACGAUCGCAUUCGCAACAUGUUCGAGAAAAGGGUCACUUACAGCAAGACUACCUCUACACUAAGCCCAGCAGACUUUGCCGCCGACGUUGUCAGCAAGGCAUUAAGGCCGGAAUCCCGCUCUAUCUUUCGCUCUUGGUUUGGUAGACCUGAUUGGUAUUGGAGUGGUGGUAAAGCAAGAGAGGUAUGGUGGGCCAGGACAAUCUUUGGAGAGUGGCUUACCGAUAUCAUCUGUUGGAAAACCUUUCAACUAGAGAGGUUACAAGAUAUGGUAAUUUUGGACCGCAAGCGCUAGCGUCUUUUAUCAAUAUCAUUUCUUAAACAGUGAAUUCCAUGAGUGCUCGCGAAACGUUUCAGAGUUCGCUACCCCAAA